Molecule: messenger RNA, 1136 nt
Organism: Dromaius novaehollandiae (emu)
Lineage: Eukaryota; Metazoa; Chordata; Aves; Casuariiformes; Dromaiidae
Gene: UNC50
Product: unc-50 inner nuclear membrane RNA binding protein
Exons: 6
Coding region: 27-956 (309 amino acids)
Cellular component (GO): Golgi membrane
Source: RefSeq, a predicted model, not a curated record
AGGAAGGGGCGGGGCUUCCCCCGGGGAUGAACGCCCCGCCGGCGCUGCGCCCGGCGUGCUCUAGUGUCACGUGCCUGCGGGCUCGCGCCCCGUGCGACGUUGCCGGAAGCUGCUGUGGCGUCGUGCGCGCGCGGGGCGAGGUUGGGGCUCGCGGCGCGGCCCGGAGGCGCAGCAAAAUGCUGCCAACUACUUCAGUUAAUUCUCGGAACCAGGGCAAUGGUGCGCUGAACUCCAGAGAUGCUGCGAGGCAUACGGCUGGAGCAAAGCGCUACAAGUACCUGCGGAGGCUCUUCCACUUCCGACAGAUGGAUUUUGAGUUUGCUCUGUGGCAGAUGCUCUACCUAUUUACUUCACCACAGAGGGUUUAUAGGAACUUUCACUAUAGAAAACAAACAAAAGACCAGUGGGCAAGAGAUGAUCCUGCUUUCUUAGUACUUCUCAGUAUCUGGCUAUGUGUGUCUACUGUGGGAUUUGGAUUUGUGCUGGAUAUGGGAUUUUUUGAAACAAUAAAGCUCCUACUUUGGGUUGUUUUCAUAGACUGUGUGGGUGUUGGCCUUCUGAUAGCAACUUUAAUGUGGUUCAUUUCUAAUAAGUACUUGGUAAAGCAGCAGAACAGAGACUAUGAUGUGGAGUGGGGAUAUGCCUUUGAUGUUCAUUUGAAUGCUUUCUAUCCACUUCUAGUCAUUUUGCAUUUUAUCCAGCUGUUUUUCAUCAAUUAUGUCAUCAUAUCUGAUUCAGUCAUUGGGUAUUUUGUUGGGAAUACACUGUGGCUGAUUGCAAUCGGCUAUUACAUCUAUGUGACAUUCCUAGGAUACAGUGCAUUGCCAUUUUUGAAGAACACAGCUAUUCUUUUGUACCCUUUUGCUCUUCUCAUCAUGCUCUACUUGAUCUCAUUAGCAUUCAGCUGGAACUUCACCAAGAUGCUUUGCUCUUUUUAUAAAUAUAGAGUGAAAUAAAACAGGACUUCAUGUAUCUGAUGUUUAGUUUGGUUUAAUCUUAGCUGUCUUGACAGUAAAGAAAAACAGUUAAGAGCUUUUUUGUAAAUGGUUGUAAAUUUCUCUUUAUUGUAGAUAAUUGUGUAAAAAAAAAAAAAACCUUGAAGUGUCAUUUUUUAUUAAAAUAUUUACAACAGUAAA